CCUUGCUCUUUACCAUACCUGUUUUUGCACCUGCAGCCUUGCUUGAUGAGAAAUGACGAUACGAUACUAGCUCCUCAGUCGGAUGUGUAGAAGGUUUUGUCAAGAAGAGCGACAGGAGAGGAGCUAGAAACUUGAAGGAGAAGAAAAAAAACUACAAAUCUCUUAAACUUUCAACAUGUUUUCAUCCAAAGAGGAGCAGCUUACACAGGAGCUGAGCUGUCCCAUUUGUCUUCAGCUCUACAACGAUCCAGUUGUUCUCCCUUGCGGGCACAACUACUGUCUGGCUUGCAUCUGCAAGUCGGCCAGCUCCACGGACAGCGGCAAAGAACCUCCACGCUGCCCAGAGUGUCGCGAGGCCUACGAUGGCAUCGAUUCUCUGCAGAAGAACUUCAAACUCUGCAACAUCGUCGAGGGUUUCCAAGCUACUUCCCAAAACAUUUAUGAAGAGGUGCACGAUGUGAUCGGACCGGCGGACACAAAUGGGGACGCUGCCAUUUUUUGCGACAACUGCAUAGAUCAGAAGACUCCUGCGGUGAAGACCUGCCUGAAGUGUGAGGUGUCACUGUGCGGCAGGCAUCUCCAGAAGCACAACGAGAGGGACUCCUUCAAGGUUCAUGCGUUGGUGGAACCUCUGAAGGAGUUGAAGAUGAAAUCCUGUGCCAUCCACAACGGUCCACUUGAGUACUUUUGUUCCAAUGACAUGAUGUCUCUUUGCAGUACAUGCUUUAUAGAAGGCCAUCACCAGAACCACGACGUCCUCACUUUCAGUGUGGCAGAAGAGGAGAUGAGACGAGCCCUGGAGAGUCGCAGCAAGGUGGUUUCUACCCGACUGCAACUGACAGAGAGCCUCCUUCAGAAGACCACCGAAGACCAGGGAACCUCUGAGGCUGUUGGGGACAAAAUGGUUACCAAGGCGGUCUCACUCAUGGAUAGCAUGGCUGCAAUAGUAGAGAGGUACAGGGAGCGGCUGCGUAUGGUGUUGGAGGAAGAGAGAGGGCAGCGGCGCAAAAGCUGGCAGAUUGGAGUGAGUGCACUAGAGGAACAGCAGCAGCUGCUGCGGGAGGCUCAGAAGAGUGCGACUGAGGCCCUCAAUGAGACAGACACAUUUGCCUUCAUACACAGAUUCAUGCUGAUUGAACAGAAACUGAGAGAUGUCGCCACGGCAAGUACUCCCAGCACAAUUCCCUCAAAGGUUGCUCUGAACACCAAGCGUCUCCAGACAGGCCUCAAAACCAACGACUUCCGCACAGAAAUGGUCCGCCUCCUCGAUACUCUUCACAUCCUGCUCAACCCCAUGGAGAUCACCUUCAACGUCUACACGGCGCACCCCAGCUUGUUGGUGUCCAACGACCUGCGCACAGUCAAAUACAGCCCUUCCAAGCAGCUCUACGCAGACCACCCGGAGCGUUUCAUAAGCGUGCCCCAGAUCAUGUGCACCCAGGGUUUCUCAGCAGGCACGCAUGUCUGGGUGGUAGAAGUAGGCGCCAAUUGCAUGUGGUCCCUUGGUGUGUGCUACAAGACCAUCCCUCGCCGUGGAGACCAUAGUCGCCUAGGGCACAACUCGGUGUCCUGGAGACUACAAUGGAAAAAUGGCAAGCUUACUGUGUGCUCUUCCUCUAGCAAUGCUGCACUGGGGGAGACACUCCAACAUCCAAUUAAGAUUGAGGUGGCGCUUGACUAUGAAAGCGGAACCCUGUCCUUCUACGCCAUCAAAUCGCGCAGGGAACGCCUUCACACCUUUAAGACUGUGUUUAAGGAGCCCGUUUUCCCAGCUUUCAGUAUCCAUUCGAACACGCCAGAGUCAUGGAUCACUCUGCAAUGUGACAUUUGAGACCAGCUUUAAUCUCCAUUCCCUAUGCAUAGAGAGUUUUGGGCAUUCCAUUUGUUAGAUCUUCAUUUGGAUUCUAGCUCUUACCAAGUUUGUUCAAAUGUUUCCAUGUAAACACAUUAAGUAGUCAAUGUUUUUUUCCCAGAACCUCAACAACUCAUAGACUGGGAAGAAGAUGGUGUUUUACUUAAUAGUCGAAGAAAUUAACCAUGACAUACCUCAAGGGGAGGUCUUGUACCCCUUCUGUUCAACAUUACCGAUUAUUCAUUACCAUAGGCUGGGUUUGCAUUUUUACCAGAAUGACACACUCUACCGAACCCUACACACCGCUGUCCCAACAACAACUUGUCAGCUUUCAAAUGCAAUCGUAUCAUGUUGUGCAACCCAAAGCCCGACUAGCUCCAACUGAUUGACAGUGAUGGUUGCGCCAACUCAUCACCCGAGGAUGUUUGCAACCUUGGCGCAAUUCUGGACUCCACACUUUUAUUCCAGGCUAACAUAUUUAUAAUAAUUUACAAAAGCACCCUAUCCCAUAACACCAUAACAAUCCUCUACAGUUAGUUAUAUCUGGCUGUAACAGACAGGUUGAUCCAUGCUUUGCUCCAACCCAACCUGAUUACUGCAGGUCCUCUGGGAUCACCAACAGAGCCCUGGACUGGCUCCAGUCCAAAGCUCAGCUGCUAGUCCAGUAACACGCACUAAUCCUUACAAGCAUAUUAGUCCCUCUCUCCUAAACCUCCACUGGCUGCCUGUUUAGUACCACAUCACUUAAGAUCUUCUCACCUGCAAAUCGCUCAGCACCCUACGCCUUGGGGAAUUGUCGACCUCCUCCAACUAUUCACAUGGUGUCAGGAACAAAAAACACUCAGCUUUGGGUCUACA
This is a messenger RNA of Fundulus heteroclitus (mummichog), 2710 nucleotides long. RefSeq names its product E3 ubiquitin/ISG15 ligase TRIM25-like. The transcript is spliced from 4 exons. The record is from RefSeq and is a predicted model, not a curated record. NCBI's taxonomy places the organism in Eukaryota, Metazoa, Chordata, Actinopteri, Cyprinodontiformes, Fundulidae. Gene Ontology annotation, molecular function: protein binding; zinc ion binding. The coding region runs from base 176 to 1831 and encodes 551 amino acids.